GACGACACAGGAAUAUAGAGAAGCCUGAGAAGCCAAUACGUACCACAUCUCCCUCUCUCUCCGAUACUCUUCUUCCGGCCAAUCUUUCACGUCCGGCGACUUCUUCCGACUUCAAAUUUGACGCCCUUCUCUGUUCCCAACCUUUUCUCUAGCAAAGAUCGCGCCUUUCUUCUUUCGCUAAAAAUCCAAUCCUAGGGUUAGGUUUUCCAUUCCCAAUUUUCCCCCAAAUCAAAAUCCAAUUUCACGAUGGGGAAGAACGACUUCCUCACGCCGAAGGCAAUCGCGAACCGAAUCAAAGCCAAGGGGCUGCAGAAGCUGCGGUGGUACUGCCAGAUGUGCCAGAAGCAAUGCCGCGACGAGAACGGCUUCAAGUGCCACUGCAUGAGCGAGAGCCACCAGCGCCAGAUGCUCAUCUUCGGCGAGAACCCCAACCGCGUCGUCGAGGGCUACUCUGAGGAGUUCGAGACCAGUUUCUUGGAGCACAUGAAGCGCAGCCACCGCUUCAGCCGCAUCGCCGCCACCGUCGUUUAUAACGAGUACAUCAACGACCGCCACCACGUCCACAUGAACUCAACGGAGUGGGCCACGCUGACGGAGUUUGUGAAGCAUUUGGGGAGGACCGGCAAGUGCAAGGUGGAGGAGACGCCGAAGGGGUGGUUUAUUACUUAUAUUGAUAGGGAUUCGGAGACUCUGUUUAAGGAGAGGGAGAAGAUGAAGAGAGUGAAGGCCGAUUUGGCGGAGGAGGAGAAGCAGGAGAGGGAGAUUAAGAAGCAGAUUGAGAGGGUUUAUCAGUCAAUGCCGAAUGCGGAUAAUGUAGAGGGUCAGGGUGGUGAGGAGGUGAAUAGGGAGUUGAAAGUGGAGAGUGGUGUGAAAGUCGGGUUUGCGCUUGGGGGGUUGAAGAAAGAGAAAGGGGAGAGUUCGAAAUUGGUGUUUGAGGAGGUGGAGGAUGAGAGGAAGAGUAAGAAGGCGAAAACCGGGGGUGGUAAUGGUGGUUCAGGGAGCUUGGCGUUGGAAGAGUUGAUGAGGGAAGAGGAGAGGAAGAAAGAGAGGGUUAAUAGGAAGGAUUAUUGGGUGUGUGAGGGGAUCAUUGUGAAAGUUAUGAGUAAAGCUUUGGCGGAGAAGGGUUACUACAAGCAAAAAGGAGUUGUGAAGAAAGUGAUUGACAAGUAUGUUGGGGAGAUUGAAAUGCUUGAAAGCAAGCAUGUCUUGAGAGUUGAUCAGCAGGAGCUUGAGACGGUGAUUCCGCAAAUUGGGUGCCUUGUGAAGAUUGUGAAUGGCGCGUACAGAGGAUCGAAUGCAAGGUUGCUGGCAGUGGACACGGAUAAGUUUUGCGCUAAGGUGCAGAUAGAGAAGGGCGUCUAUGAUGGUAGAGUGCUUAAAGCUGUUGAGUAUGAGGAUAUUUGUAAACUUGCAUAAUGUGUUUGAUAGAAAUUUGUUCUGAUGGAGAUUGAGCCAUAAAGUGGAUAAUCAUCUGCUUUUCAAAGAUGUGUUAGCCUGUUUUGAAACUCCAUUGUGAUACUCCUGCACUCAUUAUAUGUUUAAAAAAUUACUGGUAAUUUGAAAAAACUACAAAA
Messenger RNA from Rosa rugosa (rugosa rose), 1574 nucleotides. RefSeq names its product KIN17-like protein. Gene Ontology annotation, molecular function: double-stranded DNA binding. NCBI's taxonomy places the organism in Eukaryota, Viridiplantae, Streptophyta, Magnoliopsida, Rosales, Rosaceae. The record is from RefSeq and is a predicted model, not a curated record. Bases 247 to 1416 code for a protein of 389 amino acids. The transcript has a single exon. Gene Ontology annotation, biological process: DNA damage response; DNA replication. Gene Ontology annotation, cellular component: nucleus.